AUGUCCGGGGUUAUUUCUGGUGCUUGUAUUGUCUCCAAGCUAUCAGGCAUGGUGUAUAUCCGAGAGGAUGAUACUCCCCUGGUCAUUGAAUGGAAUGCGAUAGAUCAACUGAAAAAGGUCACAAUCCCCUUGAGUAAGCUAACUAACCUUCAGGCAUCUAAGGAAUCUACCCCCAAGCUAAUGUUAAAAUUGUUUUACAAAGCAGUGGAUGGUGCUACCAAUGAGGAAAAGGAUAAGGAUAUCAAAUUGACAUUUUCCAAUCGUCCUACUAUGAAUAAUAUAAAAGAUGCAUUGCAGGCAAUUUUGGCUAGACUGAGGACAACCAUUAAAGAUGUACCAACUGCUUCAGUUGGUAACACACCGGUUCCACUUAGCGCAACAGAAGCUUCAGCUACACCUGCUGAUAGCACCAAGGUGGGACCUGUCGAUACUUUUGGCAGUGAUUCGGUAUCAGCGGGCACUCCAGCAGCUAAGCAGUCACCUUCGCCCUUCGUUGUUAGCUCCGACCUUGAUUUUUCCAACCCGAGAUCACUUUCUGACGAAAAUUUACUCAAGAACCAUGCCCUUCAGCAGAAGCUACUCUUUGAAGAUAAAAAUCUAAGAGAUAAGUUUACUCAAGCUGUUAUUAAUUUCAAACUAUCUCCUAGCAUAUUUUGGCAAACUAGACUAAAUCAACUCAGAACUUAUGCAUUAACCACUUCACAACAUAGAGGUGCCUACAACGUCCUUUCAACAAUUAAGCCGGUGGCGACAUCAGAUAAUCAAGUGAAUGUGAAUGUAACUAGAGACAUGAUUAAUGAGAUCUUUGAGACGUACCCUAUUAUCAAAAAGCUGUUUGAUGACUUAGUGCCGCUGAAGUUUCCGGAGGGAGAAUUUUGGUCAAGAUUUUUCAACUCAAAACUUUUUAGAAGACUAAGAGGAGAUAGAAUUAACAACACUAACCAAAGAAGUGAUGUGAUCUUGGAUAAAUAUUUAUAUGUUGACCAGAAUUUUAUAGAGGAAGAGCAGAGAAAGAGGAAAAGAGAAGACGAAGAAAAGAAAGAGCAAAAGGACGUUGUCGAAAUAGAUGGGGAUGACCAAGAAGCCAAAAAACUGAAACCUGAUGACGCUCUAACGCAUGUUAAUAAAUUCAUUGAUUUGGUUGGUAACGAAGAUGACAAUUCACAAAAACUUGGGAACAAACCAGACAUCACCAUGAGAUAUGGGGAUUCCAACAUUUCAAACUUACUAAAUUCUAAAAACAAGAGAGAGAUUGGGCAUUCCAGUGUAGGAGCCGGAGUGGAGAAUGAAAUGUUGGUCAUAAUGAGAAACAUGAACAAAUUGAGUGAGAAAAUUGUUGCAACUACUGAGAGAGCUAAAAACGAAAGAGAGCAGGAACAAGUGGAUAAUGGUGAUCAGCAACAAGAACAUCACGAAGAUCGUUCUAAGAACGAAUAUGCAUCUGAACUAGGUCUCAAUGAUCUCCAUGAACCUAGAGAAGUUCAAUUCAUUGAACUUAACAUAAAUACGAACGCCAAAGGGGGAAGCUAUAGUAACAUAGUUGAUGGUGAAGGAAGUAAUACCUCCGAUAAGAUUCCAAUUUCAAUAUUGAAACCUUUUCUACGGGCUAAUAAGUUCAAUUCAUCGCCUAUUGACCUUACAGAUACUUUCACUACAAAAAAGGCAGAGAUAGAUAAAACAUCUGUCGAGAUAAAUUCAUUAAUUAAACAAAAUUUUAGAUCAUUCCGGAUGUCUAAUAAUAAUUCGACUAACAUCAAUAAACCAACUAAUUCUAUCAUACCUCCAAAUAUGAUCCAAGAGAUUAUAACUAUUCAUAUAACCAGUAUGGAGUUACUUUCACAUUUUUGGAGAGGAUUCAAUAGCGGAGACCAGAGCCAAGCAGCACAAACUAGGAAAAUUGUCAUCUCGUUGAAGAAAUGCUUAGCACAACUUGAUCAGAUUGAAAGCCAGUGUGUUGAGUUAAUUAAUCAAUACUCAACUGAGGAAAAAACGAGAGAAAAGUUGACCAGAGAGGUCAAGGAAUGCUUGGAGUAUGACCGCAAUGGACUCAACAGGGCCUGUCGGGAAUAUGGACAGGCGUUGGCGGCUAGUGAGAGGGAGCUGACAGCGACACCAACAGCAACAGACAUACAUAUCUAG
Molecule: messenger RNA, 2139 nt
Organism: Dujonia railenensis
Lineage: Eukaryota; Fungi; Ascomycota; Pichiomycetes; Serinales; Debaryomycetaceae
Source: the annotation of a GenBank genome assembly